This is a messenger RNA of Anneissia japonica, 1910 nucleotides long. RefSeq names its product lathosterol oxidase-like. The coding region runs from base 1052 to 1864 and encodes 270 amino acids. Gene Ontology annotation, molecular function: oxidoreductase activity; iron ion binding. The record is from RefSeq and is a predicted model, not a curated record. The transcript is spliced from 3 exons. NCBI's taxonomy places the organism in Eukaryota, Metazoa, Echinodermata, Crinoidea, Comatulida, Comatulidae.
UGAUGAUGAUAAUGAUGAUGUACAGCAAUACAAAUAGGUCCUACACCACUUGUAGGGAGUCAAGAAAUGUUUAUUAUAUCUUAUCGUAACGACAAUAUUGUAUCACUGGUGAAAUUUCAUAAGCAUUAAUAUUUUGAACAUUUGGGUUAUUUUCUUGUAAGGUGAACUAUGGUAUAGUGUAUCAUAUUCACUCAUUAAAAAUUAGUGUUGUCCAAUAGAAAUAUUAUGAGGGUCAUGGGUAACCAAAUAGCCGCCAAUUUAUAGUUUGAUUUUUCUGAUGGUACGGUAUUUUACGUUGGCCUAUAGUCUUCUUUUUCCCUAACCGUUGGUAGUAGGAGCAGAAGUUGUCACAAUUUUCUCAUUUUCUAGUAAUUUCAAUUUCAAUUUUCCUUUAAUGUUUGUAUGUUUUUUCCUGUCCCACCUAAUUUUAUGUAAAAAUUGUUUUCUAUAUUUGUGUCUUUUAUUGUGUGCCUUUUAUUGUGUCUUCCAAAGUUGUGCUGAGAGUCUUGCUUUUCCUCAGCCGUUAUUUUCUUGUAAUAGCAGGACCUUUUCUCACGACUAAAUAACUCUAUUCCUUAGCCUCAAUAAGAAACUUCGUUCAUAAAGCAUCGCGUCCGUCCUGUAAGUGAUGAGUGUACUUACAGCUUGAUAUGAAGAAAAUUUUAAAAAGUAAUUCGUACUACAAAGAAAAUUACUAGGUCUAUAAUUAUUGCAUAGUUUUACGAACAAAAUUAUAAAGCUAUAUUUUAAAGUCAAUUCCUUUUCUUGUUAUGUAGCCUACACUUUCAAUAAUUAGACAAUAUUUUUUAAUUAAUCAAGGCAUGUUAAUGUCUUUUUAUGGCCAAUCAAUUACUAGCGUCGAAUAUAUACAGGCUGGUCUUAAAUCAUUAUCUCGUGGUAUUGUAUUCUUAACAUCGUCUACGAAUACGCUAAUAUAAUUUACACAUGGGUAUCAGUGGACUUCACUAUUGUCCAGAAAUUUACCAACAGGUUACAUGCCGUCUGAGAUUGCAUCAAAUCAAUUUACUUUUAAGAGUUAGUAGUUCUAACCAUGGAUGAGUUUCUAAGCGUUUGUGAUUACUACAUUUUUACUCCAUAUAUUUAUCCUGUUGACUGGUCGGAGGAUUAUGCACCGCGACAGUGUAUUAGCAUAUGUCUAAUUUUGUGGUUUAGCGGAUUUUUGUUGUAUUUCUUCACAGCUACUUUUAGUUAUUUCUUCGUGUUUGACCAUCAACUCAAAAAGCAUCCUUUGUAUAUUAAGAAGCAGAUAAGUCUUGAAAUAAAGUACACGUCAUGGACGUCACCGUUGGCGUCUGCUCUUAUGGCUCCCUUGUUUCUUGCCGAAUGCCGAGGUUAUACAAAACUGUACAACAGCAUUGACGAACGUGGUUGGCCGUUUGUAAUCUUCAGCAUAAUUAGCUUCAUGAUGUUCACUGAUUGCCUGAUAUAUUGGAUUCAUCGAGGUUUGCACCACCGAUCAGUUUAUAAAGCAAUUCACAAAGCUCACCACUCAUGGAAGAUUGUGACGCCGUUCUCAAGCCAUGCCAUGAACCCCGUCGACGCCUGGCUUCAAUCCGUUCCCUAUCAUAUCUACCCUUUCAUAUUCCCACUCAAUAAAUAUCUCCACAUAGCUCUUCUUAUGUUGGUUAACUUCUGGGCAAUCAGUGUCCACGAUGGAAACUUCAAAGUGCCUGAUAUCCUGAAGCCGAUUAUUAACGGUUCUGCGCACCAUACUGAUCAUCACAUGUUUUUCAACUACAACUACGGACAGUACUUUACAUUCUGGGAUCGUGUUGGGGGAUCCUUCAGAGUGCCUAGUGCCUUUGAGGGGAAAUCUCCUUUGGAUGAGUUAAAGAAGAAAUAAAAAACCACAUCAAACAUUUCGAUGGUAAACCAUGUGACUUAAAAAA